This is a messenger RNA of Pyrus x bretschneideri (Chinese white pear), 2523 nucleotides long. RefSeq lists its product as uncharacterized. The coding region runs from base 1 to 2523 and encodes 840 amino acids. The record is from RefSeq and is a predicted model, not a curated record. The transcript has 4 exons. NCBI's taxonomy places the organism in Eukaryota, Viridiplantae, Streptophyta, Magnoliopsida, Rosales, Rosaceae.
AUGGCGGACAGGCGACGUCGUGGAGUUAGAAUUGGAACUGAAUCUCCAGCAUCACAUUCGUAUAUUGCUUCCAACAUUACAACAGAAAAUUCCACAACGAAUCCUCCAGUUCAACGUCCACGACAACCUGUUAAUGCCGGGCGUAUGCCUCGUCCUGUUAAUAAUCAGUACAUUCUUACUACUUUUGCUGAUGGUCGCCUUGGCUACGCAUUACCCUUCAAUAACGGAUGCGUACGCGCACCUCAAGGACGUGUAUUGCCAGCAUGGGCAAACCCAGGUAGGACAGAACAAUAUCCUGUCAAUUUGGUUUCUGCUGAAACAACAACUGAACAGUCUACCAGUUCUGUCGUUAUUAUUGAAGAACCACGCACUUAUCAAGCACAAAUUCAUCCUAGAGGUUAUAAUUAUGUUUCUCGUCCGCUUCAUACCGCAGAAUUCAGUGACUUCACAGCGUGGCAACACAAAGGUUAUGAGACAUUACCAGUAAAGAUGAACAAAGAAUGGGUGCAUCUGAAUAGGACGACCAAUGAAUACUUGAUUGGCAGGCGUGCAUUCAUCAGUAAUGCUUUAGAUGUUGCUGCCUUUCAAGGAAAAAUUAAGUGCCCCUGUCGGCGCUGUUGCAAUAUGUUUUAUCAUGAUCCAUUUGAAGUCGAUCAACACCUCUACGUCGAGGGUAUGGAUCCCCAUUACAUAGAUAUACCUUGGGUUGAACAUGGCGAACAGGUGUAUACGUCUGAUAAUAUAUCAAGUCCAACUACUGAAGCUCAUAAUGAAAGAAGCCCUGAAAAUUUCAUGGCAGCGAUGCUUCACGAUGUUUUCGGUAACCACGUGCAUAUGGAUGAGUCAGAUCAUGUUGGUGAAUCUUCUUUUGCUUGUGACGAAACAAUUGAUGUGCACCAAUUUGACAACAUUCUACGAGAAGCAGACGGAGAAUUAUAUCCAGGUAGUAGGAAGAAAAAGUUGGAUUUUGUGGUCAAAUUAUAUCAGUCAAAAUUGUUAUAUGGAAUGAGUGAUGCUGCAUUUGGUUCAGUGCUGGCACUAAUAAGAGAGCAUUUUCCUAUGUGCGAGACUCUUCCUCCAAAUUUGUACUAUACAAAGAAGAUUAUCCGGGCUUUGGGGUUGGAUUACCAGAACAUAGAUGCGUGUCGAAAUAAUUGCAUGCUAUUCUGGAAAGAGCAUGUAAAUGACAUCGUUUGUGCAAAGUGUGGCGCUAGUAGAUAUAAGCAAAGGAAGGCAAAUUCAGGAACGCUCGAAUGUACUAAGGUACCGAAAAAGGUUUUACGCUACUUUCCCAUAGGUCCUAGACUACAAAGGUUGUACAUGUCUCGUUACACAGCUGAGUCAAUGAUAUGGCAUUCAGAGAUUAGAACUGACGAUGGUGUUUUGAGGCACCCUGCCGAUUCUCCGGCUUGGAAGCAUUUGGAUAAUACAUAUCCAGAUUUUGCAAGGGAGUGUCGCAAUGUCCGUCUUGGGCUUGCAAGCGACGGAUUCAAUCCGUUUGGAAUGCAUGGCAAACCUCACAGCACAUGGCCUGUUUUAGUUGUAGUUUAUAAUCUUCCACCUUGGAUGUGCAUGAAACAACCUUAUAUCAUGAUGUCUCUUCUAAUUCCAGGGAAAAAAAGUCCUGGUGAUGCAAUUGAUGUUUUCCUGCAGCCGCUCAUUGAUGACUUGCGGCAUUUGUGGACGACAGGUUUGCAAACAUAUGAUACUCACCGUCAAGAAACUUUCACCAUGCGUGCUGCCUUGUUGUGGACUAUCAAUGACUUUCCUGCUUAUGCCAUGCUCUCAGGGUGGAGCACUAGUGGUGAGAAAGCUUGUCCGACUUGCGGUGAUGACACUAAUUCUUUAUGGCUUAAGCAUGGGAAAAAGUUUGCAUUCAUGGGACAUAGGCGAUGGCUCCCGAUGUCACACAGGUACCGAAGACAUAAAAAAACUUUUAAUGGAUCUCAAGAAUUUCGAAACCCCCCUAAACCAAGAACUGCCAUGGAUUGUUUAUUGGAAGUGACGGGAUUGACCUUCAGAUUUGGCAAGGGUGCAAAGGCAAGUGGUCGUAAGCGGGGGUGGAAUGAUGAUGGACACGUUGUCGGUCAGUGGACAAAAAAGACUAUAUUCUUUGAUUUGCCUUACUGGAAGGAUCUUCUACUGCGGCAUAACUUGGAUGUCAUGCAUAUAGAGAGAAAUGUAGCUGAAAAUGUUAUUGGCACUCUUUUGGAAAUUGAAGGGAAGAAUAAAGAUGGUAUUAGGGCAAGGGCUGAUCUCGUAGAGUUGGGCAUUAGGCAUGAUCUCCAUCCACGGGCAGAUGGUGCCCGUACAAAGCUGCCAGCGGCAGAAUACAAUAUGAAACCUGAGGAGAAAAGAAUGUUGUGCCAGGUUUUGGAAUCAAUUCGGGUGCCAGACAACUACUCUUCUAAUAUUAGCAACUAUGUUAAUAUUCAAGAAAAGAAGUUAAUUGGCUUGAAAAGCCACGAUUAUCAUAUGCUCCUACAGAAUUAUUCAAUGGCUUGUCAAAAAGCAUUGCCUUAA